This is a messenger RNA of Cryptomeria japonica (Japanese cedar), 1345 nucleotides long. RefSeq lists its product as uncharacterized. The transcript has 5 exons. The record is from RefSeq and is a predicted model, not a curated record. The coding region runs from base 403 to 801 and encodes 132 amino acids. Lineage: Eukaryota; Viridiplantae; Streptophyta; Pinopsida; Cupressales; Cupressaceae.
AUAAAAUGAGAAUGAAAUCUCCCAUUAUGACUUCUGCCAGCUUAAAAAUGAACUCCAAAAGUGCAGUAGGAACUCAUGGCACCUUGGAACCUUGGCAAUGCACGCACUUGAACACGGUUUUCUAUGUGUUUUCCCCUGCAGUUUUUUUUAUUACACACUGAUACGACUUUCUUUGCCAUUUUCAAUUCCCCGAAAAUACUGUACAUCACUACUUAAUGCUUGUACUUUUCGUCAAACAUUUAGUGUUACCGCUCAUCUUUUAAUGCAUUUCUGCGCGAGCUGUACGUCAAACAAUUCAUAUAUCUUCGUUUUCCGGGUCUCUGGUUAUAUUCGCGCCAAGGGUAGAGGGUUGUUUUCCUGCGGACAUAUAUUUUUCCCUCUCCCUUUACAGACGGUACUAAAAUGAUUCCACAACAAUGGACGUCUCCCUGCGGGAAUAGUUGCACGCACAAGUACGCAGCCCUCACACAAAUUCCAUGGAGGGUUUUCUGCAAAAAAGGAUGUGACACAGAUGGAGACUCCUUGGAAGACUGUUUAAAUGACUGCAAUGAAAUUUGUUACAAGGAUCCUGUUAUCAAGGAUCAUCAAUGGAGUGCUUACAUUGACCGGUCCCCAGGACAGGAUGACAACUCUGAGGAAUGCUUCAAUGCAUGCAUCACUGGGUGUUCUUUUAAGUUCAACGAAACUGUGGAUGGUGUGCAUCCGAAAAGGCCACCAAAACCUGAGAUUGUGAAGAAGCCACCUUCUCUUCCAGCAAUGGAAAUUCCUCCAACAGAUGAUGUCACGGCCACUUCAGCAUAAUGCCCUUAACAGGUGUAUUAGGUUUAGAAAUGAAACUAUUUGAAACACAUGGCAUGAGGUACUGCAAUUUUUACCUCUUGUUCCUUACAAUGCUAGGACCUGAGUCAGCAGUAUACUCAUACUUGAGGGAGGAGCCAGUUAAAGAAAAAUAUUCCAUGCUGGUAUGUAUAGAAUACAAAAUUGUAAGGGUAAUUUACGUGGUAUAGCUACAUGGCCCUGAAAAAUGAGAUUUUAGAAUAGUAUCGGGAUUUGCCUCAAGACGAUUUUAUAAAUGUAGCAAAUAAUUUUGCUCUCAAAACUUCCUUCAAACAAAAUGUUCAGAAAUUUUAAUUUCGAUAAUUGUCUUGAAGGAUUUAUGUAGGCAUUGGUUUUUUUAUACACUCAUUAUUUGGUGUCCACAAAGAAUUAUUGUCAAUAAAAAAAGAAGGAAAACAGAGACCAUACCAAGAAUUUUUAGAUAACCUUUUUCCAAUCCUUUGUGCUGAAACAGUACAUGUUUAGUUGAAUAAAAGUGCAUCACAAGUAAACUGAGCUUGUGUUUCUA